This is a messenger RNA of Eublepharis macularius, 5407 nucleotides long. It is a transcript of the gene SIK1, whose product is annotated as salt inducible kinase 1. Gene Ontology annotation, biological process: protein phosphorylation; microtubule cytoskeleton organization; intracellular signal transduction. The coding region runs from base 657 to 3047 and encodes 796 amino acids. Gene Ontology annotation, molecular function: ATP binding; tau-protein kinase activity; protein serine/threonine kinase activity. The transcript is spliced from 14 exons. The record is from RefSeq and is a predicted model, not a curated record. NCBI's taxonomy places the organism in Eukaryota, Metazoa, Chordata, Lepidosauria, Squamata, Eublepharidae. Gene Ontology annotation, cellular component: cytoplasm.
GGUGCACAUGGGGUGACCGUCCGUCUGAGUCGCGAUGCACAGGAGGCGGAAUCCUCUCGGGGCUCUCGGGUCAAGCGGUGCCACCAGCGGCGCGGAAACAACUCCAGCCCGGCCUCCCUCCCAGUGUCCGAUCGGGUUAAACACCGCCCGACCUCCGGGGCGCGGAGGGCGAAAGCGGGACCUGGCGGAUCCGGCAGGAGACACCCCCCCCCCGAACCUUAAGAGCUAGGGGUUACAUGGCGCGCCACCCGGGUGGGGCUGCUUCUCCUCUCCCCUUUUGCUUGGCUCUCACGUCACCCCACCCUCCCGAUCUCCAGGGCGACGGGCCCAUCCAGGCGCGCGUCAGAACAGGCCGUCUCUUGGCAACGGCUCGAUGUCUCUCUCUCCCUUUCUCAUUCAGCCUCGCGCUCGGUCGCGCGUCGCUCUGGCGUCAAAGUGACGUCAAUGGGCCUGUCUCGGCUUUCGGGGUGGGCGGAAGGGCUUCCCGCGUGUUCCUCUGGCUGCUGCACACACCGGAGCAGCAGCGCGAGCCUAGCAGGCGGAGGCGGCAGCGGCCGGCCAGCCAGCCCAGCGCGAGGUGCAAAAUUUCAGCCUUUGAAGAGGAAUGCCUAUAUAAAUACUUCUGAGUAGUCUUUGUCAACAACCAUUAUCUAACCAUGGUGAUCAUGUCAGAUUACACUACUGUUCCCACCUUAAACCAUAGCCAGCAAAGGCCUCUUCGAGUUGGAUUCUAUGAUAUUGAGAGGACCUUGGGAAAAGGCAAUUUUGCGGUAGUGAAACUGGCUCGGCACAGAGUGACCAAAACGCAGGUUGCAAUAAAAAUUAUAGACAAAACACGGUUAGAUCCAAGCAAUUUGGAGAAAAUCUAUCGUGAGGUUCAGAUAAUGAAGCUUUUGAAUCACCCCCAUAUUAUUAAGCUGUAUCAGGUUAUGGAGACAAAAGAUAUGCUUUACAUUGUGACAGAGUUUGCAAAAAAUGGAGAAAUGUUUGAUCAUUUGACUUCUCAUGGACACCUGAGUGAGAGCGAAGCUCGAAAGAAGUUCUGGCAGAUCCUUUCAGCUGUAGAAUAUUGUCACAGUCAUCACAUAGUACACAGAGACCUCAAGACAGAGAAUCUGCUAUUAGACGCUAACAUGAAUAUCAAGCUUGCAGACUUUGGGUUUGGAAAUUUCUACAAAUCUGGCGAGCCUCUCUCCACGUGGUGUGGAAGCCCACCCUAUGCAGCUCCGGAAGUUUUUGAAGGAAAGGAAUAUGAAGGUCCUCAUCUUGAUAUAUGGAGCCUUGGUGUGGUGCUGUAUGUUCUUGUCUGUGGCUCUCUGCCAUUUGAUGGACCUAAUUUACCAACUCUGAGGCAAAGAGUGCUUGAGGGACGAUUCCGCAUUCCCUACUUUAUGUCUCAAGACUGUGAAACACUCAUUCGACGGAUGCUCGUUGUGGACCCUACAAAACGAAUCACAGUUGCUCAAAUAAAACAGCAUAAGUGGAUGCAGGCAGAUCCUUCUCUUCAGCAGCAGUCUCUGUCAUUCUCUAUACAAAACUACAACUCCAACCUGGGAGACUACAAUGAACAAGUCCUUGGUAUUAUGCACAGUCUUGGAAUUGAUCGGCAGAGAACAGUUGAGUCCCUUCAAAAUAGCAGCUACAACCAUUUUGCUGCAAUUUAUUACCUUCUCUUGGAGCGCCUUAAAGAGUACAGAAGCAAUCAGUUGUCAAAUCGUCCACUAAAUGGCCGUCAGCAAAGGCCACGGAGCACAGACUUCAGCAACGUUGAGUUGCCUCAGGAUAGUCUUGCCAGUGAGACAUUGAGAUCAUCUCUCCUUUACCAGCAUCCUCAAAAUUUGAUUCCGUCACCGUUGCAGGCAGAAUUGGAUUGUGACAUAAAUAACCCAUUACAGCCUGUGUUCUGUCCUGUGGAUCCAAACUUCAACAGCCUCUUUAGGAAUCGCUCAAUCUCUCCAAACAGCCUGCUGGAAACCACCAUUAAUGAGGAAGUUAGGCAAGACAAGGAACUGGAGGAGGAAAUUAAAGCCUUCAACCCAGUCCGCCUCCCUAUCAACACUAGCCGAAGGCAUACGCUGGCUGAAGUCACAACUCAUUUUUAUCAGUGCUCUCCACCAUGUAUAGUGAUUUCUUCAUCCGCAAGCCCCACUGAAGGAACAAGUUCUGACAGCUGCCUCACUUCAUCAUCAAACAACAGCUCUGUGACUCUCGGCAAUUGUUUGGAAGAUCAAAUGAUGCUUGGUCACCCAGGCACAGCCAGAGUCACAUCAUCAUUUCUGACUUCUCAAUCAGACACACCAGUAUUGCAGGCUCAGGGCUGCAUGGGUGGAGCUUCUCUGUUGCCUGUCACCUUCCAGGAAGGAAGGAGAGCAUCUGAUACCUCAUUAACUCAAGGCUUGAAAGCAUUUAGACAGCAGCUGCGGAAGAAUGCUAGAGCCAAAGGUUUUCUGGGUCUGAAUAAAAUCAAAGGGCUUGCUCGACAGGUGUGCCAGUCCUCAUCUGCUCGGAUGGCCCGGAACGGCAUGAGCACUUUCCAGCAUUCUCAGCCGAAUGCUUGCAUUUAUGGUAGUGGAGGAAAUAGUGGUGGCAGCAGCAACAGAGAGAGCAGGAACUUGCUUGAAGAGGUGCUCCAGCAGCAGAGGAUGCUUCAGUUACAACAUCAUCAGGCAACCUGUCACCAGCCCUCUCAAGUGUCUCAAGCACACACCAGAGUCAUGUCUGACACAAAAGGCAGUAAAUCAACCAAUUCUCUGCUCCUAUCUGAAUUGCAAAGUGAGAACUCAUUAGAGUUGGCCUUUGGCAACACCCAGUUUCUCCAACCUCCCUUUCUUGGCGUUGGCAUCUCUCCAGUGUCUUCAGCUGCUCAUCUUCUAGACACACAUCUGCACAUCAGCAACAGUGCAUCCCCCAUUGCCUCCAUGUUUUCGCAGCAGAAUAGCUUCACUGUGCAAUCUCCAACCUACGAAGCAGUCAGUUUGCAGCAUGGGGACUGUGAAAUGGAGGAUCUUACUUCCAACCAGAUGGGGAAAUUUGUUUUGGUCAAAUGAGAAGUGUUCCUUUUCUUUGAAUUCAUACAGCUCUUUGGGGACAGAAUUCCACUCUCACUGAGAUCUGAGAAAGGGCGAAUGACUGUAUUUUGCAACAGUAAAUAACUCUCAGAAGCAAUAACAUGUUUGAAGUAUGUGAAGAGGCCAUUUGGCUCAGUAGAGCUCCUAACUUUAUAGAACUGAUAAAAAAGCAAUAUAUAUGUCUUUUGGCUUCAACAAUCCUUGCACUGAACAAAUAUCAUGAAAAACAGAAAGAAAGACCUUUUGAAGAAAAUAAUGACAGGGAACGGGGAUGGGUGGGGUGGGGCUAGGGAGAACACUUUUCCGGUACUGUAUUAAAGUCAGGCCAAUACAGCUUUGCUGUUAUGCAAGACUUCAAAGGUGGUCAGUGGUGGUGGCAUUGCAGGGAUAGGCUUUUUCAAAGAAGGGACCAGAGCCACCCUAUUCACAAUAUUUGUUUUAUGGAUUUGUGAAGAUGCUUACCUCUUUCUAAAACAAAAAACAAAAAAACCCUGCAGAAGUGGCAAGUAACAUUAUGCAGAGAUAGACGAACAAUGGAGAAAGGAUUUUGAUUCUUGUUUUAAAGGAAUCUAUACCUCUUCUGUUUAUUUUGUUUCCCUCCCCUACUCAAACAUUUGGACCUUAAGAGAAAACUGUGAACUUUUUGUUUCUUAUUUCAGACGUAAUAGCUACGUCUUAGGAUGUUUGUCCCCUGUUAUCAGGCUAUAAAUUGCUUUCAUGUUGCCUUUAUUCAAAAAUGAUAGGAAUAUUUUGUGUAUCAGCAUGGAGUUGCUCACAUAUUACUCCAGUGAUGAUGGGAAGAGCUUUUUAAAAAAUUACUUUUUAAAGAGAAAACCCUCCCUUCCUGCAAAAGUCCUGGCAUUGCUUUGAAGUUGCCUAUGGGGUUUUUUCAGUGCUGUACACAUUUAAUGCCGCUGCUAAUGAGGGUUUUUAAAAUGCAUUUCAUUAUCAGGGUCCAAACUGAACCGACUCAUAGGGGAAAGUGCAAUAUUCAGAGGUUUUGACAACUAUACUGACAGUUGAAAGGAACAGAAUAGCACAAAGAGAUACUCUUCAGAUGUAGUCCUUUUAUGAACAAGCUAGUUAAACAGUCAGCACAAGUUCUAGGUUUUGUUGUUUUGCAUAUUAAUAGGUUUUAAAAAGUUUUUUUUUAAAAAAAAAUUAGCAUUUUUAUGUGUGGGGUGUGUUUGUGUAUGCAUGUGUGCAUGUGUAUAGGAAUUGGAAGACACUAUACACUACUUCUUACAUUUUGAAAUAAGCUUUGAUAGUGUCUUGGCAUUUACUGUCUCAUCCUGGACAUCACAGGGGUGAGAGAGACUGCCUUGACUCCUUUGACCUUGAAGCAAAUAGCUAGUGGCAAAGGAGGAGAAGGGAAGUCAAAUUUCUGUAGCAGGUGAGCAAGUAGUGUGCCAGCUUGGCCCCAAAAUACCAUUCUGAUGUCUAAAACCAGCUUCAUUUUGACUAACACUUUAAGGACCCAUUUCUUUAAAUGUAACACAGGGGUGCCUUCACAUUACUACUGCUUCUUGCAGCCUGCAGUGUUAUAUAUGUUUAAAAAGGUAUUUUUUAAGCAAAUAAGCCAAAGACUGUCUGUUGAGUGGGCUGGGGUGGGGUAUGUGUGGAAUAGGUGAGAAUGUUAUGUGGCUCUAUCUGUGGCUCUCCAACCUCUAUCUAUGUACAGAAUCAGUAGUGAUGUGUCUUCAGCUUGAUGCUGCUGCUAUGUGGUGUGGAUUCUUCAAGGUGAAGGGAAAUUAUAUGAUUCUUUCUGCUGGUGCCUUUUGAGCAGAAGAAAUACUAGAGGCUUUUGGUCUCGGUAUAUUGUUAGCAGGAGUGACAAAAAACAAAUGAGGCAAGAUCAUCACAAAACAGCAAUGUUGCCUUCAUUUUCAUAAAGUAGCACGUACUUUUAUCAAUUGUUUCCUUUCCCCCUUUUCUAUCUCAUUCUUUUCAGUGUCAUAGAUCAAGUGGCCACAAAAACAAUGUCUGUUUCUUGUUCUGAGUGAUGAAAAGCACUUUACUUUCGGAGAACCCUUUCCCCUCCAUUUUCCCAUUGUUAUAGAAAAUGCUUGGAAACUAUUCUGGAAUAGUAAAAGGUCAUUUUCAGCAUUUCAGGGCUGGGGGAGGGGGGUGUUUGGUAGAGUUUUUUGACAGUGCUAUUUCUGGAGAUUGCAAUGCAAUAGAUUAUUUAAAGAUGCUUUGUGAUUGGUUUAAUUAAGAUGUAUAGUUUUUAUUUUUUACCAUGGCAGAAGAUCAUUUUAUUAUGUUAAAUGAGAGAUGUACACCAAAUUAUUAGUUGUGUUUUAUUUAAUAUUUAAAUAAAAAAAUCAAAAACACUGUUU